Molecule: messenger RNA, 1892 nt
Organism: Meleagris gallopavo (turkey)
Lineage: Eukaryota; Metazoa; Chordata; Aves; Galliformes; Phasianidae
Source: RefSeq, a predicted model, not a curated record
AUGGCUGGACAAGAUGAUCUUGAGGUUUUUUCCACCCUUCAGCAUUCGGCCGACUGCAUUAUUGAACCAGGCUUGGACUUGGCAAUUGUUUCCAGUCUUUUUCAGCUACUGUAUGCUCGGGUGAGCUGCCGUGCCGGGUUCUGCUGGGCCGUGCCGGGUUCUACUGGGCUCGCCUUCCCGGGCGCGGUGCCGUUGCGGCGUAGCUCAGCGCUUCUGCGCCGUGCCGAGUUUAGUUGUUGUUUUUUUUUUUGUCCUAUUCCUUUGAAAGUUGUGGUGCUCUUUACUUUGGAAGCCAGCGAGGACUUUGGGCGCCUCGCGCUGAGCUCUCAGCUGUUCCGUUGCACAGCUUACAGGCACUCACUAAGAAAUCUGAGCGCCGCACGAAAACUUUUGACGUUUCUUAGCUGCUUUGCAAAAGCAGAAGGCAGUUUCCCCCGGCGGGCAGAGCCCCGGUUCCCGCUUGCCCGCACGGAGCAGACCGCGCAGCGCCCCGCUGGCUCUCGCGCCGUUGGUUUGCGCGCUGCCCGCCGCUCUGCGCGGCCCCAGGCGGGGAAGGACGGGGAGGGGAAGGGCAGGGCAGGGCUCCCUGCCGGCCUUGGACGCUCCCCCAAAAAGCGAGCGUGUCCGCGUGCCGUCGGGUUGCAGCACGGUCGGCGUAUCGCAAGAAGCUGUGGGAGAACAGACCGUGCCGAGACCUUGAAAUGUCCGGGCUUUUCACUGUUGUUAAACACGGUCAAAGCUGGAGGUGUGAGAGUGCCUAAAAAGCAAGAAGCCAUACCUGCUGGGAGGAACGCUGGGCACAAGGGAAGGGACAAGACAAGGUACUGAUCUGCAGGGCUCGGACCCCUGCCCCAGGGUUAGAGGUCGUAGGCAUUGGGCUGAAGGUUAGAAAAUAGACAACCAUUUGAUUCCGUCGAGUUUAACACUUAAAUUAACUUGUGCCAUUCGUAAAUAAAAGGCAAAUUGGGGGUAAUUUUGUGCUUUAAAAAAGUAAACUUCCACAUGUAAGGAAGAUGCCUCACAAAACAAUGAAAGGAAAAAAAAUGUGGAGUAUCUGCUCUCUGUGCUAUGGAACUGAAAUGAAAGCAUCGCUGCCUACCUGUAAUUAGCAAUUUUCAAUUAGUUUCCAAUAAAAUAAAAUGAUUUUAGGCUGUCCUGUAUUUCACAAGGAUGUCUUAUGCAAGUCCACAUGAGUUGGUGAUAAUGCAUUAAAAUUGGCUAUACCUCCUUAGUUAAGAGAAAUGGGUUUUUGCUGUUUUAAUAACCCGGCUUGUGCUUGUGUGUUUUUGUGGUGCGUUAUGCCUUGCGUUUCUGUCACUGAUUACGAGUUGUCUGGGUCCAGUCUCGCUCCUGUCUCUUCCAAAGUCACGGUUAUCUGGUGACACAGAGCUUUUUAUCCCAUCUUUCUCAAUGUGGCAAACUGUUAUCAAUUGCCUGAUUGAAAUUUCAGCGGGAAAUUUAUCUUGCUGCAGCCACGAAUCAUUAACUUCACUAAAUCAAUACCUGCUUUUUCAAGAGUUACAGUUCAGGUGCCUAGUUCCAUCUGUAAGGACUUCAUUUUAUGCUAUGGAGUAUCAAUGCAAAUAAUGGUAUUAUCAGAAGAAUGUGCAGUCUUCUAGUGCUGAGCUAAGUUAUUUCAUAUCCACAACUCAUUUAUUUGGAGUGUUGGUGAUGUGGCUGUUCUGCAGUAUUAAAAUAUUAAGAAGUAAUGGGAUAUUCUUGUACAAGAAGUUAUUUCUUUACAGGUUUUGAUGUCAAAAGAAAAAUUGCUUCUCUUCCAACCACCCACACCAGAGCAUGAGUGCUUCUUGUAGGCUUAGAUUAAAAUAAAGAAAAUGGCAAGUCGAGCUUUGUGGGUCUGAAUUCCAGCACUAGAGUUCUGUGAAAUUACU